Molecule: messenger RNA, 3613 nt
Organism: Agrilus planipennis (emerald ash borer)
Lineage: Eukaryota; Metazoa; Arthropoda; Insecta; Coleoptera; Buprestidae
Product: catenin alpha
Exons: 16
Coding region: 264-2981 (905 amino acids)
Biological process (GO): cell-cell adhesion; cell migration
Cellular component (GO): catenin complex; actin cytoskeleton; adherens junction
Molecular function (GO): cadherin binding; structural molecule activity; actin filament binding
Source: RefSeq, a predicted model, not a curated record
UCCUGUUAAUAGUUUUGAUUUAACGUUACAGAUACUUCCUAAGUAGGUUUCUGAAUUCCUUUGUUAUAGUUAGAAUGAACUUAAUAAUCAAUUUACAAUUUUUUGAAUAAAACAUAAAGCAUUCUGAACAAUUUGCCUAUGAAAGAAAAUCCUGUGUAAGCCAUUACAUGACGAAUACCUCGGACUGUACUUCAGACUUAAAGAAAGUGAUACUUUUCGAAAUUUAUAGGAUACGAACCAAAUUCGGAUAGAUAAUUGUAACUAUGGCUGAUCAUUUCGGUUUAAAAUGGGACCCAAAAAAUUUGGAAAUACGAACGAUGUCUGUUGAAAAAACUCUGGAACCUCUUGUUUUACAAGUAACCACCCUUGUUAAUACAAAAGGUCCUAGCAAAAAGAAAAAAGGGAAAUCUAAGAGAGCCAAUGCACUUGUUAGUACUGUUGAAAAAGCAACUGAGAAUUUUAUUGAGAAAGGUGAACAAAUUGCCUAUGAAAAUCCAGACAUAACUCAAGAAAUGCUAGCUGCUGUUGAUGAAGUAAGGAAAACAGGCAAUGCAAUGAGUAUUGCAGCUCGGGAAUUUUCUGAAGAUCCCUGUUCUUCUUUGAAAAGGGGAAACAUGGUUAGAGCAGCUCGAAAUCUUCUGUCUGCAGUUACCAGACUUUUAAUUUUAGCAGAUAUGGUGGAUGUGCAUCUGUUAUUAAAAUCUUUAAGAGUAGUUGAAGAUGAUAUUGACAAACUUAGAAAUGCAUCUAGUCAAGGGGAACUUCUUGAUAACAUAAAGAAUUUUAGUAAAAAUGCCAAUGAACUUAUGAAUCAAGCAGCUAAAAGGCAACAGGAAUUAAAAGAUCCCCAAUUAAGAGAUGAUUUGGCUGCAGCAAGAGCUGUUCUUAAAAAACAUUCCACUAUGCUAUUGACAGCCUCUAAAGUUUAUGUGCGUCAUCCUGAACUAGCUGCAGCAAAAGCGAAUCGAGAUUAUGUUCUUAAACAAGUUUGUGAAGCUGUUAAUACAAUAAGUGAUGUAGCACAAGGAAGAACUCCACAACCUUCUCAGAAUCCCUAUGAUGGACCUGGGGAGCUAGCAGCUGCACUUGAUGAUUUUGAUGAUCACAUGCAAAUGGAACCUCUUGCUUACAAUGAAGUUCAUACCAGACCAUCUCUGGAAGAAAGACUGGAGAGUAUAAUAAGUGGUGCUGCACUGAUGGCAGAUUCAAGUUGUACACGAGAUGAACGCCGAGAAAGAAUCGUAGCCGAAUGCAAUGCUGUACGCCAAGCACUUCAGGAUUUGUUGUCUGAGUAUAUGGCCAAUAUGGGAAAUAAAGAACAAAGUGAUGGAUUGACACACGCUAUCGAUCAGAUGGGCAGAAAAACCAGAGAUUUACGUCGUCAAUUAAGAAAAGCUGUUGUGGACCAUGUCUCAGAUAGCUUUAUGGAUACCAAUGUCCCAUUAUUGGUUCUGAUAAAAGCUGCAGAAAAUGGCAACGAAAAAGAAGUAGAAGAAUAUGCUGUGGUGUUCCAAGAACACACAAAUAAAUUAAUUGAAGUUGCAAAUUUAGUAUGUAGCAUGUCUAAUAAUGAAGAUGGAGUAAAAAUGGUUCGUUAUGCAGCUGCUCAAAUUGAAAAUCUUUGCCCGGAAGUAAUAAAUGCUGCUAGGAUCUUGGCAGCUCGCCCUCGUAGUAAAGUAGCCCAAGAGAACAUGGAAGCUUUUAAACAAUCAUGGGAAAAUCAUGUCCGCAUUUUAACAGAAGCUGUAGAUGACAUCACAACGAUAGACGAUUUCUUAGCAGUUUCUGAAAAUCAUAUUCUUGAGGAUGUUAAUAAAUGUGUUUUGGCUUUACAAGAAGGAGAUGCAGAAACACUAGAUCGUACUGCUAGUGGUAUUCGUGGCCGAUCUACAAGGGUAUGUAAUGUAGUUACUGCUGAAAUGGACAAUUAUGAACCUUGCAUUUACACAAAACGCGUAUUAGAAGCUGUAAAGGUUCUUAAUGAGCAAGUAAUGCCCAAAUUCGGUCAAAGGGUUGCAGUAGCUGUUAGUGCUCUUUCAAGUAAUCCACCAAAAGAGGUUGACGAAAACGAUUUCAUUGAUGCUUCAAGACUUGUUUAUGAUGGAGUCAGAGAAAUUCGCAGGGCUGUUCUUAUGAAUAGAGCUGAUGACGAUUUGGAUCCUGAAGAUGUUGAAUUUGAUGAAAAUACAGUAGAAACACGCAGUAAAUCAAGUGCACAUACUGGUGAACAUGGAAUUGAUGAAUAUCCUGAUAUUAGUGGAAUUACCACAGCUAGGGAAGCGAUGGGCAAAAUGCCGGAAGAAGAUAAACAGAAAAUUCUCCAACAAGUGGAAUAUUUCCGCAGUGAAAAGAUGAAGUUUGAUCGUGAAGUUGCAAAAUGGGAUGACACUGGUAAUGACAUUAUUGUUCUUGCUAAACACAUGUGCAUGAUUAUGAUGGAAAUGACAGAUUUUACACGCGGACGUGGUCCAUUAAAAACUACAAUGGACGUAAUAAAUGCAGCUAAAAAAAUUUCAGAAGCUGGUACUAAACUAGACAAACUAACAAGACAGAUUGCAGAGCAGUGUCCAGAAAGUUCUACCAAAAAAGAUCUAUUAGCUUAUCUGCAACGCAUUGCUCUUUACUGUCAUCAGAUGAAUAUUACUUCAAAAGUUAAAGCCGACGUUCAAAAUAUUAGCGGAGAACUAAUAGUAUCAGGGUUGGAUAGUGCAACCUCUUUGAUUCAAGCUGCCAAGAAUUUAAUGAAUGCUGUUGUGCUAACCGUUAAAGCAUCUUAUGUUGCUUCAACCAAAUAUCCAAGACAAGGAACUGUUGCUUCUCCAAUUGUCGUCUGGAAGAUGAAAGCCCCUGAGAAAAAACCUCUGGUUAGGCCAGAAAAACCCGAAGAAGUUCGUGCCAAAGUUAGAAAGGGGUCGCAAAAGAAAGUUCAAAAUCCGAUACAUGCACUUUCUGAAUUCCAAAGCCCCACAGAAUCGGUAUAAGGAAAUAUUUAUGUAUUUUAUGUGGUAUUUAUUGCAUAACUGGUAUAAAACAAGUCAUUGUAUGUUGUAAUCUUAAUAAUGGAGCUUUAGAGUAAACAAAAUAAGUAUUACGAAAAGUCUGAAUUUGUCAUUUUUUACUUUUCUUAAAAAUUGUCUAAAAUAUUUUUCUAAAUAUUACAAAUAGUACUAUCAUUUGACGUGUAAAAUGUUUAAAAGAAAUUCACAUUUUGCUUUCAUAUAUAAUUUUUUUUGCUCAUCACCAUAAUAACCACAUCAUAAAGUGCUUAUUUAGUAUAUUUGCUGUUAUUCUUUUUUAAUACAUGUUAGCUAUUGUUUUUAUUUUGAAUGGAAUGUACUUAAAAGCUCCAUGUGUUUCAAGCUUUGGUACAGGUUUAAAUAUUUAUAAUUUUGCAAAUAUAGAUGUUAAUUAUACAAGUAGGUUCCAUUUUUAUAAAUCAUUAAAUAAAAUCCAUAUCUUGCAUUUAGAAUAAGCAGCAGGUAGUAGAUUUAUAUUCAGAUUCUUUUUUUUGCCCUUAAAAAUGUACUGUAUUAAAGGGCAUUAAUUAUUACACUUUAUAUUUUAUUAUUGUAAUACCAAGAUACCUGUGUGAAAAUAUAUAUUUUCCAUAAUG